AUGAAAGUGAGUGCAGUUAACAGCUUAGCUAAGCCUGACAGUCCAUGUAACGACAAAGGUUGUCAACUAAAGCACACUGUUAAACAUACUGAUAAGAAGGGUCGGUUGGUGGAAAAUGGAUCUAGCAUGGCAAGGAAAAGGAAAACAAGUGAGACAAAGAGUAAAGGCAAGAAAAAUGACGGAGGAGGUAAAAAUGCGGACAACGACCAGAAGUAUUGUGAGAUUUGUCACAUAGUUCCUCCUCCCAGGUCACAUCACUGUGUGUUGUGUCAGACUUGCAUCCUAAAGCGCGAUCACCACUGUUUCUUUAUGACUGUGUGCGUCGGCUACUUCAACCAGAAGUUCUUCGUUAUGUACUGCUUCUACAUGAUGGUCGGCACGUUCUAUGGAAUGAUUAUGAUUGUGGUACACUUAAAAAAGUUAUAUAAUGUCACAUUCCAUGGUCCACAGACAUUUAUAUUCCUGUUGAUUGACAUGGUUGGAAAAAUAGCCACGAAUGUUCAAGUUGAGCUGGGUUAUAUAUUCCUUUUGUUUCUCAUGUAUGCUUGUCUAACGGCAGGACUCAUAGCCGCCGGCUUGUGGUUUUGGCAGUUACAAAUCACUAUGGCGGGACAGACUACACAUGAAGCCACGUCGAUUGGAGGUGGAACAGUUUCUAAAUCAAAGAUUGAUAAUUUCCUGGAUGUUUUCGGAAGAUACUGGUUAAUAACAAUGAUUCUACCUCUGCCUAUUCCACAGACUCCAUAUAAAGAUACAAUUGUAAAGGAUGUCGGUGAUGACAAUAAAUAA
This is a messenger RNA of Pecten maximus, 789 nucleotides long. RefSeq names its product palmitoyltransferase ZDHHC22-like. Gene Ontology annotation, molecular function: palmitoyltransferase activity. The transcript has a single exon. NCBI's taxonomy places the organism in Eukaryota, Metazoa, Mollusca, Bivalvia, Pectinida, Pectinidae. The coding region runs from base 1 to 789 and encodes 262 amino acids. Gene Ontology annotation, cellular component: Golgi apparatus. The record is from RefSeq and is a predicted model, not a curated record. Gene Ontology annotation, biological process: protein palmitoylation.